AUGCCAGAUGACACGAAUGCGGCCGCUUCAAUAUGCGAAAGCAUUAUUCAGGGGACAUACCCUCAAUCAGAUGAUCUCUUGACCUCCGAACUCUCGACCCAGCUCAUUCCACCCCUUCUUAAAUAUAUCUCGGAAACACGACGCGAAAUCAGCGAUGAGAUCAGGACUACAAGUCAAGGAGAGGCUGACGAUGUCGAUCAAUGGAUUCUACAGGCAAAGAGGGCCCAAGAAGAUAUAGCCAGGUGCAGACUUGAGUCCCAGAAGAUAGUCGAGGAGCACGACCACUUGCGUACAUUACAAGAACAUACCACAGACUAUCAACGCAAGGUUGACCUUCUCGAAGCCGAGAUUGACUUUACCGAAAAACUCAAACAAGAACUUCAAUUUGUGUCCGUCGUCAGCCAGUCCCUGAAGGUGGUGGAGGACCUUGUGCUGCAAGAUGAUCUAUUUUCUGCGGCCGAGAAACUCCAUGAACUGGACAGCGAGGUGCACACGCUGACCAGGUCAAGAACAUCAGUCUUGAUUCGAGAUCUGAGAGAUGAAUUGCAGCUGAAGACACGUGUCAAACUGGAAGCCAGAUUGAAUUCCCAAAUUCAGAUACGAAGAGAUUCGACGUCAGUGUCCCUCAAAGUCCAACCUUCAGAAUUAGGAGGCUCUUCAGCCACUUCAGACUCCAUCUUGUCCGCCUUGCGACAAGUCGGUGAGCCCCAGGACGUGGUCGAAGCUCUCAUAGAGAAACUCAAGGUGUUUAUCUUACACCCCUUACGACCGUCUUCGCGAUUUAAACUUGCAACUUAUGAAAUGGAAGUACAAAGCAUCACAAUUCAACUCGGCGAAGUAAAUCCGUCCUUUGAUCUGGUCUUUAAAUUCGUUUCUGACUUGAUAACAUUUCUGCAUUCUUCUGUCUCAAAGACUAUCCGAGAGACUGCCGUGUCCACCAUUUUCCCGGAUCUCAUGUCACUACUCGUCACCGACUGGCUAACUCCAACUCUACCUGUUGAGCUUACUGAGCUGAGGCAGCUUGACCACAUACGACAGCACAUGCAUAGGAUCUUGGAGCAACUGAAGUCUCUUGGUUGGCAAGGUCAGGCUGAGUUGCAAAAUUGGGAUGAGUCGUUGAACCGUGUAUGGCUCAACAAGCGAAAAGCGACAAUCUUGGAUGCUGUUCGGAAAGGUCUUGCUUCAUCCAAAGGAGUCUUACGUAAGGUUGAACGAGUGGAAAAACAAGUUGUUCCCAUAAAAACACAUGAUGUUGAUGACUCGACCGACAACUGGGAUGCCAGCUGGGAUGAUGAGAAGAUUGAUCAGCUAGCAUCGUCUGAUGCAUCAAAGUCUGUGGAUGAUGAAGAUGCUAGUGGCUGGGGAUUCGAUGACGAAGAGGAGUCUGACGAGAAACCCGUAGAAGAGGAGAAAAGAACACCAACAGAGAAGGACGGGAAUGAAGUUGAAGACGCCUGGGGUUGGGACGAUGAAACUCCCGUUCAAAAGGAGUCAGACACGGCUAGCCACAACCUCGAAGCACAACCAAAUGGUGCACAAGAGACCAAACCUAUCGACAAAGAGCAGACGUUAAGCGAAUGGUAUAGCAUCAGUGAAGCACCCGAUCACAUGAUUGAUAUCAUUUCUCGUGAAUUCUCUGAUGCUCAAACACUGCAAGAAACUCAGCACACUUCUUUGAACACAACACUCCUCUCUCGAGGUCUUCUCGCCCUGCCGACUCUUGCACUCGCCAUGUUUCGUGCUACUGCUCCAAGUUAUUACGGUGCAUCACCAUCACUGACGGAUAUCCACCGUUAUAACGACUCCUUGUACAUUGCAGAGCGACUUCGCGAUAUCACCUCAGGCGGAACCAACGCGAACGGUGGCGUCUUUUCGCCAAACCUAGACGCGGACAUACAAGCGAUGGAGAAAUUUGCCCGCCUGGCAUAUUCCAAAGAGAUGGAAACCCAACGGCUCAUUGUCUGGGACCUCCUGGAAGGUGCCCAAGGGUUCACCUCAUGCACGCAAUUCCCAUACUCCCAGGAAAUUGAAAACGCCGUCUCAAGCGUUGUGGAUCGCAUUCGGGCACUCCACGCGGAGUGGCUCCCGAUCCUUGGAACCUCACACUUGAUGCAGAGCACGGGGACGAUCCUAGCAAUGGUGGUAGGCAAAGUGAUCUACGCGAUCGAGGACAUGGACGACAUCUCGGAACCCGAAUCUCAGCGCCUGACGGGCUUCUGCCAGCAGAUCGCCACGCUGGACGAUCUUUUCCCACACGAUGACAGCCUUACCGGCAAUCCUGUGUCCACCACGCCGGUCUAUGUCUCCAGCUGGUUCCGCUUCCAGUAUCUCAUCCAGAUUCUCGAGAGCUCACUUGUCGAUAUUCAAUAUCUGUGGACGGAGGGCGAGCUAAGCCUUGAAUUCAGCCAGAGGGAAGUCGUCAGUCUGAUUCAGGCAUUGUUUGCGGAAAGUCGCCAUCGGAGGGAGGCUAUCAAUGCUAUACUCGCGAAGAAAGGUCCUUGGGAUCAAUGA
Molecule: messenger RNA, 2511 nt
Organism: Exophiala bonariae
Lineage: Eukaryota; Fungi; Ascomycota; Eurotiomycetes; Chaetothyriales; Herpotrichiellaceae
Exons: 1
Coding region: 1-2511 (836 amino acids)
Biological process (GO): endoplasmic reticulum to Golgi vesicle-mediated transport; mitotic spindle assembly checkpoint signaling
Cellular component (GO): RZZ complex
Source: RefSeq, a predicted model, not a curated record